Heterocephalus glaber (naked mole-rat) is the source of this 4620-nucleotide messenger RNA. RefSeq names its product polyhomeotic homolog 2 (gene Phc2). Gene Ontology annotation, cellular component: PRC1 complex; nucleus. The record is from RefSeq and is a predicted model, not a curated record. Gene Ontology annotation, biological process: negative regulation of DNA-templated transcription. NCBI's taxonomy places the organism in Eukaryota, Metazoa, Chordata, Mammalia, Rodentia, Bathyergidae. Gene Ontology annotation, molecular function: chromatin binding; zinc ion binding; histone binding.
GCCCGCUUAACCCUUUGGGCACCCAGCUGUCACGCCGCGGCCCGGCGCAGCAGCCGGGCUGGGCCGCGCAAAGCAGGGCAUUGCCGUGGGCACCGGCAGGCGGGCGGCCUGACCCAGCAGUCGGGGCCGACGACUGGCUCUCCGCAGUGCGCCCGGGACCAGAAAGGCGCUGAGGGCUGCAGUGAGCUCUGGGGCCGAGGCUUGCGGGAAGCUGCGGGGAAGCAGCUGAAGUCCCGGCACUCGCGCGCUUUCGGGGCCGGGGAGCCCUGCCGCGCUCAGAGGCCUGCCUCGGCCGCCCGUGGCCUCGCGAGGCCUGCCUUUCCCUCGCUGUCCCGGAGAGUACUAGGAGACCCUGCCGGCAGUGGGGCCUGAGCGCGGCCCUUCCUCCUCAGCCGAGGCCUGACAGCCCAGCAGCCGGCACUUUGGACUCCAACUAGAGCCUGGGGGGCCCCCUGCGGGAAGAAGGCAAGACUGGUGCGUGGUGGCACCAGCAGAGGGAACGGGGUUAGUGCUAGGAGGAGAAGAUAGUCCCCUUAAGGGAAAGCAGGCCCCAAGGCAUGAGGAGGGAUGCUCGAGAAAGGCACUGGCCCCCUUGUUUUUCUGAGUGAUGACCCGACAUCCAUGGGAAAAGGUCACUGCUGGACACCUGGAUCGGGUCUGACUUGUACAGAGGAAGCAGCUGUUUUACCAUCUGCCUGCUCUUCUACCAUCUGAGCACCCUGACUGUGCCACUCUGUAGGCCAUGGAGAAUGAGCUGCCAGUCCCACACACGUCCAGCAGUGCCGGUGCCACGAGCAGCACCAGUGGAGCCAAUAGCAGCAGUGGCUGCAGCAAUAGCAGCAGUGGUGGCAAUGGCCGCCCCACUGGGCCCCAGAUUUCUGUGUACAGUGGUAUUCCUGACCGGCAGACUGUGCAGGUGAUCCAGCAGGCCUUGCACCGGCAGCCCAGCACAGCAGCUCAGUACCUGCAGCAGAUGUAUGCCGCUCAGCAGCAGCACCUCAUGCUGCAGACAGCCGCCCUGCAGCAGCAGCAGCUCAGCAGUGCCCAGCUCCAGAGCCUGGCAGCCGUACAGCAGGCAAGCCUGGUGGCCAACAGACAAGCGAGUACUUCUGGCAGCAGUGUGUCUGCACAGGCCCCAGCCCAGUCAUCUUCGAUCAACCUGGCAGCCUCCCCAGCAGCAGCCCAGCUCAUCAACCGGGCCCAGAGUGUCAAUCCAGCCACAGCCUCAGGCCUUGCCCAGCAGGCUGUGCUCUUGGGCAACACAUCUUCUCCAGCCCUGACUGCAAGCCAAGCACAGAUGUAUCUCAGGGCGCAGAUGGCCCAGCCAGGUAACCUGGUACAGGUAGCUAGGACCCUAGGCGGCACUGUUCCUUUGUCCCCUCAGCUCAUCUUCACGCCCACGGCCACCGUCGCUACUGUGCAGCCUGAGCUCGGCACUGGCUCCCCCGCCCGGCCCCCAACCCCCGCCCAGGUACAGAACCUGACCCUCCGAACACAGCAGACACCAGCUGCAGCAGCCUCGGGCCCUUUCCCCACUCAGCCUGUCCUGCCCAGCUUGGCCCUGAAACCCACACUGGGCAGUAGCCAGCCUCUGCCUACCCCAUCACAGGGCAGAAACACUGCUCAGGGUUCCCCUGCAGGUGCCAAGCCUGGCGUGGCUGACAGUGUGAUGGAGCCACUCAAGAAAGGAGAUGGCAACAGCAGCCUUCCAGGGAACAUGGAGGGCCAGGCUGGCCUCGGCCGGACAGUUCCUGCUGUAGCUACCCACCCCCUCAUUGCACCAGCUUAUGCUCAGCUGCAGCCACAUCAGCUGCUCCCACAGCCAUCAACAAAGCACCUGCAGCCCCAGUUUGUGAUCCAGCACCAGCCGCAGCUGCAACAGCACCCCCAACCACCACGGCCUGCUCCCCAAGCCCAGGCCCAACCCCAGCUAGCCUCAAUUCCCCCAAGUGUGGCUCUGCAGCCCAGCUCAGAAGCCCACACCAUGCCACUAGGCCCAGCUACACCCACCCUGCCACUCCAGUGUCCCACUGCCCAUCUACACAAGCCCAUCAGCAGUCAGCAAUGUCACCCUUCCACGCCUGACCCUGGGCCUCAGAAUGGACAUCCCGAGGACAUGUCCCACACCCCUCAGCGCAGGUUCCAGCACACCUCAGCUGUCAUCUUACAACUACAGCCUGCUUCGCCAGUGCCUCAGCAGUGUGCCCCUGAUGACUGGAAAGAAGUGGUGCCUGGGGAGAAGAGUGUGCCUGAGACUCGGUCAGGCCUAUCACCACAUCAGCAAGCCAUUGUCACUGCCAUGCCUGGUAGCCUGCCUAUACCCAAGAGCCCUAACAUCCAGCAGUGCCCAGCUCACGAGACAGGGCAGGGCAUUGUUCAUGCACUGACCAACCUCAGCAGCCCCGGCAUGACCUCAGGGAACGGAAAUUCUGCCUCCAGCAUCGCCGGCACUGCCCCCCAGAAUGGUGAGAAUAAACCACCACAGGCCAUUGUGAAACCCCAAAUCCUGACGCAUGUUAUCGAAGGGUUUGUGAUCCAGGAGGGGGCGGAGCCUUUCCCGGUGGGACGCUCAUCCCUGCUGGUGGGGAAUCUCAAGAAGAAGUAUGCACAGGGAUUCUUGCCUGAGAAACUUCCACAGCAGGACCAUACCACCACCACUGACUCGGAGAUGGAGGAGCCCUACCUGCAAGAAUCCAAAGAGGAGGGUACUCCCCUCAAACUCAAGUGUGAGCUUUGUGGCCGGGUGGACUUUGCCUACAAGUUCAAGCGGUCCAAGCGCUUCUGUUCCAUGGCUUGUGCAAAGAGGUAUAAUGUGGGGUGCACCAAGCGAGUGGGACUUUUCCACUCAGACCGGAGCAAGCUGCAGAAGUCAGGGGCCACAACCCACAACCGCCGCCGGGCUAGCAAGGCCAGUCUGCCAACACUUAGCAAGGAUACCAAGAAGCAGCCAACAGGCACUGUACCCCUUUCAGUUACUGCUGCAUUGCAGCUGACGCACAGUCAGGAAGACUCCAGCCGUUGCUCAGAUAACUCAAGCUAUGAAGAACCCUUGUCACCCAUCUCAGCCAGCUCUUCCACCUCCCGCCGGCGACAAGGUCAGCGGGACCUGGAGCUCCCUGACAUGCACAUGCGGGAUCUGGUAGGCAUGGGACACCACUUCCUACCAAGUGAGCCCACCAAGUGGAACGUAGAAGAUGUCUAUGAAUUCAUCCGCUCUCUGCCAGGCUGCCAGGAGAUCGCAGAGGAAUUUCGUGCCCAGGAGAUUGAUGGGCAAGCCCUGCUGCUGCUCAAGGAGGACCACCUGAUGAGCGCCAUGAACAUCAAGCUGGGGCCUGCCUUGAAGAUCUACGCACGCAUCAGCAUGCUAAAGGACUCCUAGGGCUGGUGGGGCAGCGGGGUCUGGCCCGGGGCUCCCAGCUGAGCACAGCCAGAUAGACAUUCCCAAGGGGCCCAGAGAUGGGGCCAGUCAGAGGGAAGGGCCUCUCUAGGGGCGCAGCUGGUGAGGAGGUCUGGGUACCUCAAUGGCUCUCAGGGGCCUUUCAUUUCUUGGGAGGGCAGAGAGGCCGGGGGCGUAGAAGAUGGGGCUUUAUGCUUGUAAAUAUUGAUAGCACUGGCUUCCUCCAAAGUCCCAAUACUCUAGCCCCACUCUCUUCCCCUCUCUCUGUCCCCCAUUUUCCAGGGGGUUUAUGGUCAGGGCUCCCCAACUUGAGUUGGGUUACUUCCGAGGGCAGCCAGCAGGCCUGGGUAGAGGCCUUGAAAGCCCUUGCCUUCCUUCUUCCCACCUCCUUCUCCAGGCCUGGUUAACCUUCCGUUGCCAGCUUCUCCCCCUCAGCCUGUUUUGGUAGCAACAGGGGGCUUCUCCCCCUGUACCCUCUGCAGGUGGAGAGAGAAGCUGGCCCCAAUUUGGCCAUGCCUGCUGGCAUAGACGCCUUAACGCUGUGUGUGUGACUGAGUGACUGUGUGGGAGCCUGGACUGACAGGCCACGAGCUGCCCUGUGGCAUCACCAGGUGUUUUGUAACAAAUGGCCGCUUAGUGCUUUGUCCUAGACUCCACUUGGCCUGAGGAUGGGGAAUAGAAAAGAAGGGCAGCCUCCGUGGGGAUUAGAUUUCCUCUCCAGACACGUCAAGAGGUCUCUGAAGCUCCUCCCCACACUGUGAUGUCCCCGACUGCCCUGCUGUCUCACAAACAGCAUUAAGGAAGCUGCCGGUGGGCUGGGCCAUGUAUCCCAGGGCCCAAGCUGGGCUGAGCCUCCUAGACGGCCUAUCUGCCUACCCUCGGAGCCCCAUGGUGGGGCCCCAAGAACUGAGAGGAGAGAAUAGCUGGAGGCAGGAUGUGUGAAGAAGACAGCCUGUGACUUCCCAUUUCCACAUUUCUUUGCUUGUAAAACUUCUUAGCAGCAGUUAACGGUUCCUGAGGAGAAGGCAGGGCAGGAGGGUGAGGGCCUGCCUCUGACUUGCCCUGUCCUAGCAGCUCCUGGGGGAAGAGUCGGACUCUUCCCAGGAAGGGGUGGGCACUGUUCUCAGCUUGUUCUAUUCCCCACCUACACCCCCAGGCAGGUUUGGAAAUGAAGGACUUUUUUUUUAACCUUUUGUUUUUUAAAAAUAAAUCUGUAAAAUCUG